ACUGCCGGAAAAGGUGAGAGCGAAACUCCGAGAAACAAUCACACAAAACCGGAGACUGCGACCGUUUUGUGCUCGAUUUUUAAGACUUCACAACUCCGUCGAGGGACAGUCGGUGAACAAGGCACGACAACAAUUAAUCGUGACCGAUCCUAGUUUCUCUUAUUCCGCUCAAGAAUAUUGGUUAGAGAGCCGUUUGGGUUAGCUUGUCAGCUAGUUGCUCGCUGGAAGCUGUCCAGCAAAGCUAGCGACAUGUUUUUGUACUAGUGAGGAUUUAACAUUGUAAAUUUAUUUGUCGAGAGCCAGUAGUAAUGGAAUUUAAAAUAGACUGAAACGGGGAAUUAACUGACCGUUUUCAUUGUUGUGUUUACAGAGGAGCCAGUAAUUUGCAAAUGGACAAGUAAGCUGGUUAGUUACGCAGCUAGCAUGGUAACGGUCUAGCGAGGUUAGUUUUUCGUUACUUGACACGCAGACGUAUUCUAGGUUAACUAAUAUAUAUAUAUAUAUAUAUAUAUAUAUAUAUAUAUAGUUAGUUCAGUGAUUUAGCCUGCUUAGCUACAUUGCAGUUGCUAACUGGUUGCAUUAUUUAAACAUCCCUUCGGUUUAUUGAAACAGGUGGCCAGCUCUAGGUUUCAUUUUGUGACCUUAAUUCUAAAGCUUGGUGCAAAAGGGAGCACACUAACAACAGUGUCCUGCCCAGAACUUCUGUAGGUGAGACCAAACUCACGAUUGGAACGGUGCCCGCCGUACGUUUCCACUAUGCCGCUGUUGUUUUUGGAGAGAUUCCCUUGGCCCAGCUUGCAGACCUACACGGCGCUCAGCACGGUCUUGCUGGCUGGGACAAUCCUAAGUGCCUACACAACUGUAUCGGAAACUGAGUCGUCGGGGACAGGAGAAGCUCAGAGCAACUCUGGCGAUGACAUAAAACUGGAGCAAAGCGAUGGCUUUGGAAAUGUGGCCACCACUGUGCUGUUGCAUAUGGCCUCGGACAGCUUGUUUGUUUGGGUGAUGGUGAAUACAGCGUGUUGCGGUCUCAUGUUGGUUGCCAAGGUGAUCCAGUGCAUUGUUUUUGGCCCUUUGCGGGUUAGCGAGAAACAGCAUUUGAAGGACAAAUUCUGGAACUUCAUCUUCUAUAAAUUCAUCUUUAUCUUUGGGGUGCUGAAUGUGCAGACAGUGGAGGAGGUAGUACUGUGGUGUUUGUGGUUCGCUGUACUCAUCUUCCUCCAUCUCAUGGUUCAACUAUGUAAAGAUCGUUUUGAAUAUCUGUCAUUCUCCCCAACCACUCCCAUGGGCAGUCACGUGCGAGUGCUAGCUCUGCUAGUGUCCAUGCUCAUGUGCUGUGGAGGCCUGGCUGCUCUCUGUGGCCUGGUUGGACAUCUCCAUGGCAUGCAUACUGUUGCCUUUAUGGUGGCUGAGUGUUUACUCAUUACAGUGCGCACUGGGCAUGUUAUUAUAAGGUACUCAAUUCACUUGUGGGACCUUAAUCAUGAAGGUACAUGGGAGAGCAAAGGCUCCUAUAUCUACUACACUGAUUUUAUUAUGGAGCUUACCCUUCUCUGCCUUGACCUGAUGCAUCACAUCCACAUGCUGCUCUUUGGGAAUAUCUGGCUGUCUAUGGCCAGUCUUGUGAUCUUCAUGCAGCUGCGCUACCUCUUCCAUGAGGUGCAGAGGAGGAUCCGCCGCCACAAAAAUUACCUGCGCGUCAUCGACAACAUGGAGUCCAGGUUUGCAGUGGCGACCCCAGAUGAGCUCAUGGCUAAUAAUGAUGACUGUGCGAUCUGCUGGGAUUCAAUGACGUCAGCACGGAAGCUGCCCUGUGGACACCUCUUCCACAAUUCAUGUCUGCGCUCAUGGUUGGAGCAAGACACGUCCUGCCCGACCUGCCGCAUGUCGCUAAACAUAAAUGAGGGCGAGCAUGAGAGGGAGCCUGGCCAGCGAGUGCCAGCAGACGAUACCCUGGCUGCAGGGCCCGGGGCUGACACCAGACCUCACCUCAACCAGCAUAACCACUUCUUUCACUUUGAUGGCUCCCGCAUUGCUAGCUGGCUCCCAAGCUUCUCUGUGGAGGUAAUGCAUACAACCAACCUCCUGAGUAUUGGACAGGCCAACAACUCUCAGCUCAAUUCCAUGGCCCAUCAGAUCCAGGAGAUGUUCCCCCAGGUUCCUUACCACCUUGUCCUUCAGGACCUGCAACUCACUCGCUCUGUGGAGGUCACCACUGACAACAUCCUGGAAGGCAGGAUCCAGGUGCCCUUCCCUGCUCAGCCUGCAGAGCGUACACCUAUCCAGGUGAACCCAGAGCUGGAGGAGCCCGCAGGGGCCAGUGGUGGCACAGAAGCGCCGUCUGCAGGGACGGAGGACUUUGAGGUGCGGGGCAGCCGCUUCUCUAAGUCUGCAGAGGAGAGGCAGCGAAUGCUGCUGCAGAGGAAAGAGGAACUCCUACAGAGAGCACGCAGGCGCUAUCUGAACAAAAGCCCUGGGGAAGGAGCUACUGCUUCCUUAGCAUAUGCCCCCGAGUGUGAUGAGGCCGUGACCCCGGCGGAGGAUGAAGGCCCCAGCUCAGACGCCAUGACCACGCGUCGCCGGAUGCUUGCAGCCGCAGCGGAAAGGCGCAUGCAGAGGCAGCCAGACCCACCUAUCUGAGGCGGGACGGCCUGCUUGCUCCUGGCCGACCUCACCUCCUCUUGAUCUCCUUCUGGCUGUUUGUGAUGAUUUGGGGGGAAGGUACCUCCUAGUCACUCAUCUAAAGUAAAGCAAAAAAUGUGCAUGACACUAACGUGUGCCAUGAUACAGCUGUCCCCAACAGGUAGCUCCAGCAGCCCAGCUGUGUCUCAAACCAGUCUCAGUGUCUGCUCAGUUUUAACCCGUAAGCAUCUCACAGUGUUCAUAUGUGAAAAACAGCUUGGCUGUGCUCUGCGGGAAAUUCUAUGCAUGUGUCACUUUUACCUUUCAAAACGAGUUUAGAGUCUGUAUAAAGAGUGUUGGGCUGCCUGCAGCAGUUCAUGAAAGUCCUGUCGAUCCUUAUGACAGAAUUAUGAAACUGAAUCCUGUGGUUCUUUUAGUCCUGUUGGUAUCUAAAAUGGACUAUUGGAAAAGACGCUACUAACAAGCAACCAUCAUUUAUCGCCUGUUCAGCAGCAGAAAAAUGCAAGCAUUACUUUUUGUUAAUUUUAGUUUGGGAAUGUUGCAUUUAGGUCUUAUGUAGAGGCUAUUGUGUUCUGUAAAAAUGUGUGUCUUUAGAAUCAAAGGUUUAUGAAUUCAAUUGUUAAUGCUUGGUUAAGCUGGAGCAAUGGCCAGAUAUGCUUUAAGUUAUCACUUGGGAGUGUCUGCUACAGGUAAAUUUGUGUGUGGGUGAGUUUUAUGAUUCGGUCAAUCUCAUGAACUGUUUUUGCGGCAUAAUUUGUUCCUAAAAUUAUUUUCACUUCAUGGUGCCUCCCAGCAGUGUUGAACUGAAGUUUAGGUGAUUUUUUUUUAAAUGCAAAGACUUCUUUCAUUUGAGUUCCUGUCUUCUGUUCAGUCCACAUUUGUGAUCUAGAGAAGUUUGCAAACUGGCAGUCAGCCGGUAACUUCACCCUGCCUUGCUUAGCAUCUCAAUAGAGAAGUGUGCAAACAAAACUGAGAGGAAGUAAUUUUCUCCCUUGACAUGUUACUUUAUCUAAUAACUUCUCAUCAGUGUUCAGCUUUCUUAUUUGCAUUUGGUUGGUGUUUAUCAAUGAUUUCUAAUACUGUAGGUGUUACGGUGGAAUGUUACUAGGCCCCCCAUGUUUAGUCUCUGUUUUGUUGUAUGUUUUAAAGAGGAAGUAAAAUGAGAAGUGUGCAGUUGUGUUGGAAAAGCAUUUAUUUGCAUUCUACAUAGGGUGUUGAAAAACAUCGAGUAAGGGGGAAAAUUUUAGUCUGUAUUUAAUUUUGGAUUCUAGGUUCUGUGUAUAGAUGGUUUGGGAGAUUUAUAAUUUAACAUGAAUGCCACAGAAAUACAUUUUUCUUGCUUGUUUGCUCAAAGCCUUUCUUUAAAUUAUUUUAACUAAUGAACUUAAGCAAUAUAAAAUCUUUAAUUACAUUCAGCGGAAGGUUUACUCCAGGGUUAUUUUGCAUGCAAGCAUUUACAACGUGGGGAAGUUUGCAGUGUAAAUGAAUUUUCUGAGUGCAGCUCAAUGAAGAACCAUGUCCACCCCUGUGUGCAUAACAGUAAAUGACUCUUUUUAGUGGUCUGAUCAGAAAAGGGUGGUAUUCUGCCAGUAGAGAAGAUGCAACACGCCAUUAACCUUUUACGCUUAAUGUGAAAUGCUGACUGGCUCCAUGGAUCAUUGAUUUUGGCCUCAAAAAAUGGAGGUCUUAGGACUUGUCUAUGUAGUGAUAUGUUGUUACUACCAUUUUACACUGUGAACUUUAUUUUAUGAAAUGUUUCCUGUUUAACAGCUUCUGUUUUAGGCUUUAUUUUUUCAUGCUGCCUCUACCUGUGCAUGAGUUAACUGUUUGUGAUGUCUCUUCUACAUUUCCUGAGUAUUCCCAAAGAUUGUGCUGAAGGUAUUUAUUAUUUACCUGAGGCUGGAGAUUGUCAUAAGUGUUUCUAGACAGUGAUGAUCUUUUGCAGACCCUGAGUUAGUUCAGGAGCUCUAUGCUGUGGUGGCACAGCUGCACCUAUUGAACAGUGUUUCUGUAACUGAGAAAAGUGUACCUAUCCGCUAAGCUGAUGCAAAUGAUUCACUUCACCAUAGUUCGCAAACACAUGACUCACUUCUAGCCAACUGCUCUAAAUUUGAAUGAAGUAUCUGAUUUUUCUACAUAAUUUUUCAUUUGUGCCUAAAUUAAAAAUGAGGCAAGGAUUGUUUGAAUUGUAAAUAAUUUUGUAAUGAAAACUGUAUAGUGAAUGUGAAAUGACCCUGUACAAAAUAAACUUCAGAGCUACUAUAGAGGCUUUUAAGGAAAGUCCCUGGUACUGCGUCACUGUCAAAACAGUUUAUCAUUCUGUUUGUCCUUCACAUGGCUCUUCAUGCAUGAAGAACUAUUUAUAAUCUAGUUAUGGGCCUACCUGAACCAUGUGCAGAUCAAAAUAAAUAAGUUCCUGGAUGAAA
Electrophorus electricus (electric eel) is the source of this 5069-nucleotide messenger RNA. RefSeq names its product autocrine motility factor receptor a (gene amfra). The record is from RefSeq and is a predicted model, not a curated record. Gene Ontology annotation, molecular function: ubiquitin protein ligase activity; ubiquitin binding. Gene Ontology annotation, cellular component: cytosol; ubiquitin ligase complex; endoplasmic reticulum. Gene Ontology annotation, biological process: endoplasmic reticulum unfolded protein response; protein K48-linked ubiquitination; ubiquitin-dependent protein catabolic process. NCBI's taxonomy places the organism in Eukaryota, Metazoa, Chordata, Actinopteri, Gymnotiformes, Gymnotidae.